Molecule: messenger RNA, 1282 nt
Organism: Hypomesus transpacificus
Lineage: Eukaryota; Metazoa; Chordata; Actinopteri; Osmeriformes; Osmeridae
Product: insulin-like growth factor-binding protein complex acid labile subunit
Exons: 3
Coding region: 218-1282 (354 amino acids)
Molecular function (GO): protein binding
Source: RefSeq, a predicted model, not a curated record
CAAAGGCUGCAGCUGCACUUACUGGAUACAGAAUGGGCAAACUGCAAAGUAGGGCUUCUGCUGUCAACAGUACCAGCGGUGAACAAUAGUCUGUAUCCUCUGAGCCCAGUCCUCCCUGCACACUUUCCACCUGUGCCUGACCCACUGCCGCUGUUGGCUGGAUGGGAAUAGAAUAGAUCUUGCUGCUCUUCUCACAAAGACAAUCCCAGGAGCUAACAUGCAGUACUUUUUCCUUCUUCUUCUGUUGAUGGAGGUGUAUGCCAAGUCCAACAGCAGCCCAUGUGAGACAGGCUGUGAAUGUCGUGGGGAGGUCAAGAUGACGAUCUGUGUCCGAGCCUUCUUCACCCAACUGCCUAGCAGCAUCCCCCCUUCAACGGAGCUCUUGGACCUGUCUGAAAACCAGCUGACUUUCAUCCCGGAAAAGUCCCUUCAAAUGGUCCGCAAACUUCGGGUGCUGCUCCUCCAUGACAACAACAUCAGCGCCGUGGCUGACGGUGCCUUCUCCCAGCUGGAGUUCCUCCAGAAGUUGGACCUCAGCAGGAACAGGAUCUGCUCCCUUGGCGAGAGCUUCUCCCUGGGCUUAGGGGCUCUGAGGGAGCUGCUGCUCUCAGAGAACCAGCUGAGGAGCUUGGACAGCAACACCUUCAUGCACCUGGACGGCCUGCAGAGGCUCAAUCUGACGGACAAUGCCAUCCAUUCCAUCCAGAUGAGAUCUUUUGGCGCCAUGAGCACCUUACGCCAGCUCCAUCUGGAGGGAAACAAGAUCAGCUCGCUCAACAACGGGAUCUUCUCCAUGCUCCGUUCCUUGGAGGUGCUCAACCUGCAGGGGAACCGCAUCAGCCGGACAGAAGAAGGGGUCUUCAAGCCCCUCACCAACAUAGCACUGCUAAAUCUAGCCCAUAAUCACCUGAGCACCGUUUAUUUUAAAACGUUCCUGAGCAUCCACAGCUACAGCACCCAUAUCCUUCUGGAUGGGAACCCUUGGAACUGUGACUGUGACCUGCAGAGAGAGUUUAGAAAGCUGAAGAGUGUCCAGAGGCUCUUCCUGGACGACUACCACAACCUGAGCUGCAGCGCUCCUCCUGAACUGGAAAAAUACCAUCUGAUGGAUGUGGACACUGAGCUGUGUAUAGCUGAGACAGUCACAGUGCUAAUCAUUACCGUCACCGUGGUGACAACGGUGCUGGGUGCCAUGGUGAUGGCAGAGAGGAAGAGAAAGAAAAAGAAAAAUAGUAAACACUGGACACAGCAGGGAGACAUGUCAGAUGAGUCUGAGAAUUAA